Messenger RNA from Pipistrellus nathusii (Nathusius's pipistrelle), 4356 nucleotides. The record is from the annotation of a GenBank genome assembly. Lineage: Eukaryota; Metazoa; Chordata; Mammalia; Chiroptera; Vespertilionidae.
AUGUUCCGCUACGAGUCUUUGGAGGAUUGUCCUCUGGAUGAAGAUGAGGAUGCAUUUCAAGGCCUGGGAGAGGAAGAUGAAGAAAUUGAUCAAUUCAAUGAUGAUACAUUUGGGUCAGGUGCAGUUGAUGAUGAUUGGCAGGAAGCACAUGAGCGACUGGCUGAAUUGGAAGAGAAGCUACCGGUAGCAGUCAAUGAACAAACAGGCAAUGGAGAAAGGGAUGAGAUGGACUUGUUGGGUGACCAUGAGGAAAAUCUGGCAGAAAGUCUCAGUAAGAUGGUGAUUGAAAAUGAACUAGAAGAUCCAGCCAUCAUGAGGGCAGUGCAGACCAGGCCAGUGUUGCAACCCCAACCAGGAGGUCUCAAUUCCAGCAUCUGGGAUGGAUCUGAAGUUCUGAGGCGAAUCCGAGGACCAUUGCUUGCUCAGGAAAUGCCUACGGUGUCUGUAUUAGAAUAUGCCUUGCCUCAGAGGCCCCCACAGGGCCCAGAAGAUGAUCGGGACCUUUCCGAGCGUGCAUUACCACGGCGGUCAACUUCACCUAUCAUUGGGAGCCCUCCUGUUAGAGCUGUCCCCAUAGGCACCCCACCUAAGCAGAUGGCUGUACCCAGCUACAACCAACAGAUUCUGUGUCCGAAGCCUGUCCAUGUUCGGCCCCCAAUGCCACCACGUUAUCCUGCUCCCUAUGGUGAGAGGAUGUCUCCAAACCAGCUCUGCAAUGUCCCGAACUCUUCCCUCCUGGGUCACCCUUUCCCUCCUAGUGUUCCUCCGGUUCUCAGCCCCCUCCAGAGAGCACAGCUUCUUGGAGGAGCACAGCUACAGCCUGGACGGAUGUCUCCCAGCCAGUUUGCACGGGUCCCUGGAUUUGUUGGUAGUCCACUUGCUGCCAUGAAUCCCAAGCUGCUGCAAGGGCGAGUUGGGCAGAUGCUUCCCCCAGCACCAGGCUUCCGUGCCUUCUUUAGUGCUCCACCUCCUGCUACACCACCUCCUCCACAGCAGCACCCCCCUGGCCCAGGACCUCUCGUGCAAAACUUACGAUCUCAGGCCCCAAUGUUUAGAGCAGACACCACUCAUCUUCAUCCACAGCACCGUCGACUUUUGCAUCAGAGGCAGCAACAGAAUAGAAAUCAGCAUCGGAAUCUCAAUGGUGCAGGAGAUAGAGGAAGUCACCGGAACAGUCACCAAGAUCAUCUCCGGAAGGAUCCAUAUGCCAAUCUCAUGUUGCAGCGAGAAAAGGACUGGGUCUCCAAAAUCCAGAUGAUGCAACUGCAAAGCACUGAUCCCUACUUGGAUGAUUUUUAUUACCAGAAUUACUUUGAAAAACUGGAGAAACUGUCAGCUGCUGAAGAAAUACAAGGUGAUGGUCCUAAAAAGGAGCGCACCAAACUCAUUACCCCUCAGGUGGCCAAACUGGAGCAUGCCUAUAAGCCAGUGCAGUUUGAAGGCUCUUUGGGAAAGCUUACCGUCUCUAGUGUGAAUAAUCCCCGGAAAAUGAUUGAUGCUGUUGUGACAUCUCGGAGUGAGGAUGAUGAAACAAGAGAAAAACAGGUUCGGGACAAGAGACGAAAAACCCUUGUCAUAAUUGAGAAAACCUACAGUUUGCUCCUGGAUGUGGAGGAUUAUGAAAGGCGUUACCUCCUAAGUCUAGAAGAAGAUCGACCUGCCCUGAUGGAUGAAAGAAAGCACAAAAUUUGCAGCAUGUAUGACAACUUAAGGGGAAAAUUACCUGGACAAGAGAGGCCAAGUGAUGACCACUUUGUACAGAUCAUGUGUAUCCGAAAAGGGAAGAGAAUGGUUGCCCGCAUUCUCCCUUUCCUCUCCACAGAGCAAGCAGCUGACAUUCUCAUGACAACAGCCAGGAACCUCCCAUUCCUUAUCAAGAAGGAUGCACAAGAUGAGGUGCUGCCAUGCUUAUUGAGUCCCUUCUCCCACCUCCUCUAUCAUCUUCCGUCAGUGACUGUCACCAGCCUUCUGCAACAGCUAAUGAACCUACCUCAGAGUGCAGUUGCACCAGCACCCUCUAAUCCUCACCUUACUACUGUUCUCCAGAACAAGUUUGGCCUGUCACUGCUCCUCCUCGUCCUGAGCCGUGGGGAAGACCUACAGAGUUCAGACCCUGCUGCAGAAUCAACGGAAAACAACCAGUGGAUGCAAGUGAUGUUCAUGGCAACCAGAGAACUUCUGAGGAUUCCCCAGGCAGCCCUGGCCAAGCCAGUCUCUAUCCCCACAAACCUAGUAUCCCUCUUUUCUCGCUAUGUUGACCGACAGAAACUGAAUUUGCUGGAGACAAAACUGCAGUCAAAGGCAGAAAUGAGACAUACCUGCCGUGGUACCAUCAACCUGGCCACAGCCAACAUUACUGUGGAGGACUCCUGCAACUUCAUCAUCUCCAAUGGAGGUGCUCAGACCUAUCAUCUGAAGGCCAGCUCGGAAGUGGAGCGGCAGCGCUGGGUGACAGCCCUGGAACUGGCCAAGGCCAAGGCUGUGAAGAUGCUGGCAGAAUCAGAUGAGUCAGGGGAUGAAGAGUCUGUCUCACAAACUGACAAGACAGAGCUGCAGAAUACCCUUCGGACAUUGUCCAGCAAAGUUGAGGACCUGAGCACAUGCAAUGACCUGAUAGCCAAGCAUGGCACCGCGCUGCAGCGCUCCCUCAGUGAGCUGGAGUCCCUGAGGCUGCCUGCUGAGAGCAACGAAAAGAUCAAGCAGGUCAACGAACGGGCCACACUCUUCAGGAUCACAUCCAAUGCCAUGAUCAAUGCUUGCAGAGAUUUUCUUAUGUUAGCCCAGACCCAUAGUAAAAAAUGGCAGAAGUCACUGCAGUAUGAGCGAGACCAGCGGAUCCGGCUGGAGGAGACCUUGGAGCAGCUGGCAAAGCAGCAUAACCACCUGGAGAGGGCUUUCCGAGGAGCCACGGUGCUGCCGGCACACCCUUCUGGCAGUGCGGGUCCAGGAAAAGAUCAGUGCUGCUCUGGCAAAGGAGACAUGAGUGAUGAGGAUGAUGAGAAUGAAUUUUUUGAUGCUCCUGAGAUCAUCACCAUGCCUGAAAAUUUGGGCCACAAACGUACUGGCAGCAACAUCAGUGGAGCCAGCAGUGACAUCAGCCUUGAUGAACAGUACAAGCAUCAGCUGGAAGAGACCAAGAAGGAAAAGAGAACUAAAAUACCAUACAAACCCAACUAUAGCCUCAACCUGUGGAGCAUCAUGAAGAACUGCAUUGGAAAAGAACUCUCUAAGAUCCCCAUGCCGGUAAACUUUAAUGAGCCCUUAUCCAUGCUUCAGCGCCUUACUGAAGAUCUGGAAUACCACGAGCUGUUAGAUCGAGCUGCAAAAUGUGAAAACUCUCUAGAACAGCUCUGUUAUGUUGCAGCUUUCACCGUGUCUUCCUACUCCACUACUGUCUUCCGUACUAGCAAGCCAUUCAACCCACUCCUUGGAGAGACUUUUGAACUAGACCGAUUAGAAGAGAAUGGGUACCAAUCCCUCUGUGAGCAGGUGAGUCAUCAUCCCCCAGCUGCUGCACACCAUGCUGAGUCCAAAAAUGGCUGGACGUUGCGUCAGGAAAUCAAAAUCACCAGCAAGUUUCGAGGCAAAUAUCUCUCCAUUAUGCCCCUUGGUACCAUCCACUGUAUUUUCAAGGAAAGUGGUCACCACUACACUUGGAAGAAAGUUACCACAACAGUACACAACAUUAUUGUGGGCAAGUUGUGGAUCGAUCAGUCUGGUGAAAUUGAUAUUAUAAAUCACAAGACAGGAGACAAGUGCAAUCUGAAAUUUGUUCCUUAUAGCUAUUUUUCUCGGGAUGUAGCAAGAAAGGUGACAGGGGAAGUGACAGAUCCAUCAGGGAAGGUUCACUUUGUCCUGCUGGGGACUUGGGAUGAGAAAAUGGAUUGUUUUAAAGUCCAGCCUGUUGUUGGGGAAAAUGGGGGUGAUGCUCGACAGAGAAGCUGUGAAGCAGAGGAGAGCAGGGUCAUGCUGUGGAAAAGGAACCCCUUGCCGAAGAAUGCAGAAAACAUGUACUACUUCUCAGAGCUUGCUCUAACUCUCAAUGCCUGGGAAGCUGGCACCGCCCCCACAGACAGCCGAUUGCGGCCUGACCAGAGGCUGAUGGAAAAUGGGCGCUGGGAUGAAGCCAAUGCUGAGAAGCAGCGCCUGGAAGAAAAGCAGAGACUCGCCAGAAAGAAGAGAGAAGCAGAAGCUGUGAAAGCCACAGAGGAUGGCACACCGUACGAUCCCUACAAGGCACUGUGGUUUAAGCGGGAGAAGGACCCCGUUACCAAGGAGUUAACCCAUAUUUACAGGGGAGGAUACUGGGAGUGUAAAGAAAAGCAGGAGUGGACCGCAUGCCCGGACAUCUUCUGA